GUGAUUGCUACUGAGCGACAGAGAUGGAACUAAAGCUGCAAUUCAUCGUCUCUGUGCUACUUAUACAGGUUUCUCUUGCGCAAUGGCAGCGUUUGACUGUGAAGAAAGGUCAGACACUCAACUUAAGCUGUCCACUUACUAAUGCUCACAAGACCAAUGUGGACUGGAAAAACCCACAUGGAUUCCUUAUGUUCUUCAAUCACAAUAAAGCUUUGAAGGACAAGCGCUACAGAAUCAACAAACUGUCUGUCUCAGAAUUUGCCAUCAGUAUUUCCAAUGUCACCUUCAAGGAUGGAGGGAACUACACAUGCUCUCAGUAUGGCCACCACACAACAGAGAAGCAAGUGGAGGUGACAGUGUUGGGUCUUCCCAAAAUGACAGUAACAAGGCAUGAAGGAAUGUUUAUCAUAAAAUGCACUGCUGAGGCGAACCACCAUCCGUCCCAGAUCUCCUGGAAACUUGACCAUGGGCCUGAAAUUCUUGCAAAUGCCCAGAUCCAUCAUGAAGAUAAAAAAUACAUCACUACAGAUAUGUUACAUGUUCAGUCAGUGGAGAACAGAGUCACUGUGAAAUGCCUUGUUCGCCAUCCAGCCCUGCUCUCACAUCCUCUGAUGAACUUUGUCAAAAUUGGACGCGACACAGCAAAAUUCCACCGCACAACUACGACCAGUUCGCCCACAACUCAGCCUCAAGUGUCAAAAGGGGUGCUGGGAACAACAACCAGCUGGUUCAGACAUGGCAGAACGACAGUGUACCUCACAACCAGAGGUGUGAAUGGGGCUUCACCAGAGAGCUCUACCAAGUUAUCAGCUGUUCCCUCCAAUCACCCUUUUUCCUCCAAUGAGCCAAAGACAGUUACAGCCUCCACUAGGUUUCCUGUGGACCCUGUUACAUCCACAAACUCACAUCUCAGUGCUAGUGGCUGGACAUCUGUGUCUGAGACAAUAGAGGAGAUCAUAUCCAGUAACAGUACGGAGAGAAACAGAACAGGGACCAUUAAUGACACAAGGAUGCAGACAGAGGUUGAAGAAAGUUCAUCAUUACUCAUCUUCCUGGUGACAUGCCUGAUCUUCGGUCUUCUGGUGGUGGUCAUUUUUUUUGCCAUCAAGCUGAGGAGAGCACACAUCACCUGGAAGAGAGUUUUUAUUGUCACAGAGAAUGAAGAAUCGGAUCCAUCAGAGGAGAGCAGUAAGUCAAAAUCUAGCCAGGAGGAGAGGAACUCCCAAGGACAGAGACGAAGAGGGCUCUUCAACAUGGCAUUCACAAAGUAUGUUGUUGAAGAACCAACAGGGAUAACUUCGGUGAUAAACACAGGAGCAAUGGCAGCAUCAGAGAAUGUAAAUAAAGAGCAGACUUCUCAACCUCAAACUUCAGCCAAAUGUGAUAUCAAGGAGACAGAGCUAUAAUAAUCAGAAAAAUUUAUUAUAUAUAUAUAUAUAUAUAUAUAUAUAUAUUGUAUUUUUCAUUAGCGUAAUCUGUGAAGAUGAUUAUGGUGGUAGAUAUUAUAUAUAAUAUCUAGCUAAUGAGUUUUUUACUGUACUUGUAAAAGAGUGUUUACACAGUAAGGAAU
Molecule: messenger RNA, 1570 nt
Organism: Seriola dumerili (greater amberjack)
Lineage: Eukaryota; Metazoa; Chordata; Actinopteri; Carangiformes; Carangidae
Gene: crtam
Product: cytotoxic and regulatory T-cell molecule
Exons: 10
Coding region: 24-1406 (460 amino acids)
Biological process (GO): cell recognition; positive regulation of natural killer cell mediated cytotoxicity directed against tumor cell target; detection of tumor cell
Cellular component (GO): plasma membrane
Molecular function (GO): signaling receptor binding
Source: RefSeq, a predicted model, not a curated record